Messenger RNA from Tetrahymena thermophila SB210, 11127 nucleotides. RefSeq names its product zinc finger lsd1 subclass family protein. Lineage: Eukaryota; Ciliophora; Oligohymenophorea; Hymenostomatida; Tetrahymenidae. The transcript is spliced from 9 exons. The record is from RefSeq and is a predicted model, not a curated record.
AUGGCAUUAACUACAAAUUGGCUUUUAUUUAUUUACCUAUUUUGCUAAUCAAUAUAAAGAUUAUCUAGCUAAUAUGUUGGGCAUGAUCACUGGAUGAUAGAUUCUCCUACCCAGCAAAACCAUAAUGUACAAUACAAUAUAUAUGAAAUAGGUCUGGAGGGAUAAGUCAUUUUGCAGAUUUCGUAAUUUUAAUAGUAGAGUCAAAAUAAUGGAGACAUUGAUAUUAGCUUUUUAAUAGAGUUUCCGUUGAAGAGUUUCAAACAUUCUGGCUUUUUUUCAAUUGAUAGACUUUUGACUUAAAAUUUAGAUGAAAACCUACUUCAAGCUGAAAAAGUAGAACUAGAGAGAAUAUAUAGUGAAGACUAUGUUUCUGGUUAAUCUUAUCAAGUUAAACUCUCUGUAAGAUCUAAUGGUUAUGAAAAUAUUUAUUUAAAAAUAUCCUCUAUUCAAUCAAAAAUUAAAAUAGAAUAAAUCUCACAUAUAACAAUAAACACAAAUGAUCUUACACAUAAAUUCAGAAAUUUAUAAACUACUUGCCCUGAUGGAUAAUAUCUUAGUGGUUCUUCAUGUUCAGAUUGUAACACUAACUGUCUGCAAUGUAAUGGUCCAAAAGCCAAUAAUUGCAUCCUUUGUGAUGUAACAAAACGUCUAGAUGAAAAAACUCCCGGCUAAUGCUAAUAAUGUAAAGGAACUUUAAAGUUUAGUGCAGGUGGUGUUGACAGAUGCUGCUAUACCUAUCCUGGUCCAAAUCCUUGUCCUAGUAAGAUCUGCACUUCCAAAAACAGAUGUCCUAAUUGUACUGGUAGUACAGAUACUUAUGAUGAAGAUAGUAGUAAAUGCAUAAAAAAAGAUGAUUGCUUAGGUUAACUUCUUGGUCCCAGUGGUGGUAGUCCAAAUAUGUAUGUUUGCGAGCCUUGCCCUACUGAUUAAUUGUGGUUUGUUACUCUCAAAAAAUGUUAAGCAGCUACAGAUUGCAAAGGAAAUAAUAGGGUUGUUGGUAAAUCGUGUAUGGCUUGUCCAGCUAAAUGCUCAUCUACCUGUGAAUUAGGUAGUGAUAAAUUAUCCCUUGUUUGUCCAGUCUCCUGUCCACCUGGGCAAUUUUUAAUGGAAGAUGAUUCUUGUGGACCUUCCUGCGAUGAAAAUAAUGGAUUCUAUAAAGUUCCAAGUUCCAUCAGAUGUAAUGCCUGCCACUCUGAUUGCUAAAGCUGUAAUGGUAAGAAUCAAACUGAUUGCACUGUAUGUAGAAAAAAAUAUAAUAAAAAUUCUUCCACAGGGAUUUGUGAAUGUGAUUCUUAGAACGGGUCAUUCUUAGAUGGUAGUGGAAUUUGUAUUGCAUGUAGUCCUAAUUGUCAAACUUGUAAUAAAGUUGGAUAAGAUUAGUGUUUGACUUGCAAGGCUAAAUAAUACAAAAAUGAAAAAGGAAUAUGUGGUGAUUGUGAUACUUCGAAUGGAUUCUAUUUAGAUAAAACUGAUUCUAUAUGUAAAAGUUGUGAUCCCACCUGUAAAACCUGUAACAAUAAUUAAAAAGAUUAAUGUUUAUCUUGCAAUUCACCUACAGCAUUCGUUUAUGAUGAUGGCUAGUGCAAAGAAGGAUGUGAUACUAAAAAUGGUUUCUAUUAAAAAAAUAACCAAUGCUUAGCAUGUGCCCCAACCUGCCUAUAAUGCACUUCAAACUCUGAAGCAAACUGUUAAGUUUGUAGAAAUAACUUUUAGAUGUAAUCUAAAAAAUGCACUUGCACAAAUGUAUCUGGAUAUUAUUUAGAUUUGUUAGAUGGCUAAUGUAAAACAUGUUAUUAGAAUUGUGAUUCUUGCUCUGGACCUAAAAAAUUUUAAUGCCUCACUUGUAAAUCUGACUAUUCACUCUUCCCAGACAAUACCUGCUAAUUCUGUGAUACUUCUAAUGGGUAUUUUACUGACAAAUCUAAUAUCUGUAUAAAAUGCCAUAGUAGCUGCUUAACAUGCAAUGGUCCUAAUGAAGAUAAUUGUCAAAGCUGUCCACUCGGUAAAGGAUUAAAUAAAGGAAAAUGUGAUACAGAUUGUGAUCAAGAAGAUGGAAAAUUCAUGAAUUCAGGUAAAUGCAGUGACUGUGCUUCAGGUUGUCGUAAAUGUAUUAAUAAUAGUAUGAGUGGUUGCAUAAGUUGUGUUGAUAAAAACACAAUUCCUAGUGGCACUAGCAAUAAAAGAAAAUGCAAUGGAUCAUAUACCCCUUCAAGUUGUUAAGCAUCAAAUGGUAUGUAUGUAGAUUUUAGUACUCCUAGUUCAAUUAGUUCCUCAACAGGUAGCUGCUAGUCUUGUUCAAAAGGAAAUUUAAUAUAACUAAUCUACACUCACCCUACAAAUUAAAUACCGACCUCUCUAUGCAUUCCAUGUCCUACCAAAAAUGGAUAUUAUUUAAAUAGUAGUAAUAAUUGCACCAAAUGUGAUGACUCGUGUUAAGAAUGUUAGGAUGACACUAAAAAAUGUUCAGUGUGCAAAAAUAAUCUCUUUUAAAUGCCUGAUAAAACUUGUGUUAAAGCUUGUCCUAAUUAAUACACUUUCACUAAAGAAGGCAACUGUGUUGAAUGCCCUAGUAAAUGUAAAUAAGGUUGUGAGGAAGAUUAAAGUUUCUAAAUUGUUUGUGCAGUGAAAUGCCCUGAUGGACAAUUUAUAUUUGAUGACGAUUCUUGUAAAAGUACAUGUGAUACAUUAAAUGGAUUCUAUACUCUUGCAGCUGCUAAUAGCUAAACAAGAUGUAAAGCUUGCCAUAGCAGUUGUAUAACAUGCAGUGGUUCUCAAGAAAAUGAAUGUAUUUCAUGCAAGAACGGAUUUUAAAUAGAUCCUGUUUCUAAAAAAUGUAUUUGUCCUUCUACUAAAUUUUUUAUGAAUCCAAGUGGAUAAUGCGUUGCUUGUCAUGCAUCUUGUAAUACAUGUAGUGAUAUUGGUGAAAAUAAUUGUUUGACUUGUGCAGAUACCUUAGAUAGGUAAGUUAAUGGUACUUGUGCGUUGUGUGAUAAGGAAAAUGGUUGGUUUUUAGAUUCCUCUUCAGUCUGUUAAAAAUGCCAUUAAUCUUGUUUAAAAUGUACUUCUCCAGAUGCUACAGCUUGCACGAAAUGCAAAACAGGAGAUUAUCUUUAUCCUGACUCAACAUGCAAGACAGGUUGCCCUGAGGUAGGCUUUUUUAAAUAAACAGUAAGUGGAAUAGAUAACUGUAAAGCAUGCGAUGAAUCUUGUAAUAAGUGCAGUGGCCCAAAAAAUAAUAAUUGUACUGAAUGCUCAAACGGUUUCUAAUUAAACUCAAACAAAUGUUAAUGUCCAUCUUCUGGAUUUUUUAUCAAAUAAGUUGAUGACAAAUAAACAUGUAUUGCAUGCCAUAGAUCAUGCAAUACCUGUAAUGGGGUCGGUAGAUUAGAGUGUCAAACUUGUGCCUCUGGUUAUGAUAAAUACCCUGAUAAUAGUUGCUAAUUCUGUGAUACCAAUAAUGGAUAUUUUUUGAAUAAGAAUGUCUGUACUAAAUGUGCAGAUACUUGUGCUACCUGCAGUAAUGCUACAGAUUGUAACUCGUGUUAUUAUGGAUUUGCGCUUAAAUCAGAUAAGACUUGCACAGAAUGUAAUACUGAAUAAGGAAAGUUUAUGUUAAAAGAUAAAUGUCAAGAUUGUGUAUCUGGUUGUAGAAAAUGUACAAAUAAUUAAAUUAAUUAAUGUACUCACUGUGAUGGUAAAUAUGUUAAAUAAGGAAAUAAAGCAAAUUUCUGCUCAGCAUAAUCUUGUGACUCUCCUAAAUAUAUUGAUGCAUCAAGUGGUAGUUGCUCAACCUGCUCUAAAGGAAGUGUAGUAAUUUAUGUUAAAAAAGAUGACUAAAAUUUAAGUGCUAACUGUGUAAAAUGUCCUACAAGAAGUGGAUAUUAUCUAGAUUCUAGUAAUAAUUGUCAAUAAUGCUCAGUAAGCGAUUGCUAAGAAUGCGAUGCUAAUGAUAAAUGCAUUAUUUGCGCAAGCCCAAAAAGUUUAAAGCCAGAUGGAACAUGUUCUGAAUCAUGUGGAGACGGUUUUGUAUCAAAUGAUGAAAGAGUUUGCAUUCCAUGUAUUGAAAACUGUAAAACCUGCUCAUUUUCUAUUUCUACUAACAAUCCUAUUACCACAUGUUCAGAAUGUAAAGAUACUUUUACUCUGUUAAAAGAUGGAACUUGCUCAAAUUGCGAUACUAAAAAUGGUAAAUAUCUUGACUCUAACUAAAUUUGCUAAAAUUGUCAUGCCACUUGUUAAACAUGCUCCGAUGAUAAAGAAAUAAGUUGCCUUACUUGUACAAAAAAUCUAUUUAAAUAUUAAGGAAAAUGUGUUCCUUGUACAGAUACAGGAUUUUCUUAAGUUGGAACUGAUUGCAUAAAAUGUGAUACAAGCUGCAAGACUUGUUCUGAUAGUACAGAUAAAGGCUGUAUUAUUUGUGCAGAUGGUCUUACGAAAUUUGAAGAUAAUACUUGUAAAAAGUGUCCUGAUGUUGGUUACUAUGUAGAUAAUUCUGUAGAAAAUGGAGUUUGUAAAUAAUGUAAUCCAAAUUGUGUGAAAUGUAUUGAUAAUCCUACAAAUUGUACUGAGUGUGACCAUAAAAAUAAUAUCUAUUUAUUUAAAAACAAAACAUGUGGUAAUUGUGAUGUAAGUAAUGGAUUCUUUAUUGCUAACAGCAAUACAGAAUGCUAAGAAUGUGAUAAUUCUUGUUAAACUUGCAAUUCAUCAGAGAAUACAGCAUGUUCUAAAUGCAAACAUGAUAAGAAAAUAGAUUUAAAUAACCUAUGUAAUGUCUGCGAUAUAAAUAAUGGAUUUUAUAUUGAUGGAGAACAUUGUAAAGCUUGUCAUAGCUCUUGUAAAACAUGUAAAAAUGGAGGUAACAUAGAUGGCUGUAUUCUUUGUAAGGAUGGCUUGUACAUGCACCCUAAUUUAGAAUGUAAGGAAUGUCAUGAAGCAGAUGGUGUAUUUGUGAAUGCUGCUAAUAAUAAUAUUUGUACUAAUUGUAAUGAUAAUUGUAAAACUUGCUUUGGUGAUUAAUCUAACAAUUGUAAGAGUUGUAAAGGUAGUUUAGUUUUGAUGGAAGAUAACACUUGUGGUAAUUGUGACACUGAAAAUGGUCAUUUCUUGAAAGAUAAUGUGUGUUAUAAAUGUGAUGAUUCUUGUAAGACUUGUAGUGGAAAAGAUAAAUCAUAAUGUAUAAUAUGUGCUGAUGGAUUGCAUAAGAAUUCUACCACUGAUUUAUGUGAAGGCUGUAACCUAACUCUAAAUAAAUAUAUCGAUCCAAGUGACAAUAAGUGCUAUGAUUGCGAUCCUUCUUGUAACAACUGCUCAGGAAAAGGUAAAGAUACUUGCACAAAGUGCAAAGAAGGUCUCCACAGAAAGCCAGAUAAUACUUGCUAAGAUUGCCCAACAGAAAAUUAUUUUAUUUAAGAAGAAUUUUGCAAGAGUUGUGAUGGUUCUUGCUUAAAAUGCACUAACGAGAAAAAUAAUUCUUGUACAGCAUGCUCUCCUGAUAAGUUUUUAUAUGAAAAUGGAACAUGUGGAGAAUGUAAUGAGUUUGGUUAUUUCAAAAAAGAUGGUAAUUGUUUGAAGUGUGUAGAGAACUGCAAAGUCUGUAACGAUUAAAUUUCUUGUGAAGUUUGUCUAGACAAUUUUUUCUUUGAUAAGGAUCUUAAAUGUUCAAUAUGUCCAAACACUAAAUUCUUUAUCAAAGAUAAUAAAUAUUGUUCUAACUGCGAUUCUUCUUGCUUAACUUGCAAAGGUGAAAACAAAACAGAUUGUAUAACUUGUGAAGAAAACUAUGACAAAAUAGAUGGUCUAUGUAUUCCUUGCCCUGUUAUUGGAUAUUUCAAAAAUCAUGAAAAUAAAUGCUUGAAAUGCAAUGACUCAUGCAAAACUUGCUUAGGGGAAACUGAACAUGACUGUGUUGUUUGUGCUGAUGGUAAAAAAUUCAUGGAAGAUAAUACUUGCUAAGAGUGUUAGAAUAUUGGCUAUUUCUUGGGUCCUCUUAACGGAAAAGUUGAAGUUUGUUAAAAAUGUGAUGGUACAUGUUAGACCUGCAAUGGUAAACUUUAAAACUAAUGUUUAUCUUGUUUAGAUGGUAAAUAUCUUUAUGAUGAUAACUCAUGUGGAGAAUGCACAGAAAAUAAAGUCUUUAGAGUAGAUGGUACAAUUAACAAAUGUGAGAAAUGCCAUGAAAAGUGCUUAAAGUGUAAUGGAAAUUAAGAAAGUAAAUGUAUUUAAUGUUCAGAUCCUAAUGAAUAUAUUCAUGAAGAUAAAUUAUGUAAGCCUUGCUUAGUAGAACAAGCACAAUUUAUCUAGGGCUUGAAUUGUUUUAUUUGCCAUGAAACAUGCUAAUAAUGUACUGAUAAAGGUGAAGAUAAGUGCACUGUGUGUAAAGGUGAUCUUAAGAAGUUAGAUGGAAAGUGCUAAGUAUGCCCUACAGUUGGAUAUUUUGUUGAUGGAGACCAAUGCAUUAAAUGUCAUGACUCUUGCAAUACUUGUAAUGGAGCAACAGAAGAUAAGUGCCUUACAUGUAAAAACGACUUUAAAAGAAAUGAACUCACUAAUAAGUGCGAAGAAUGUGAUAUUAACAACAAUUUUUUCACCUAAGAUGAAAUUUGUUAUCCUUGUGAUGCUUCUUGCAAAACUUGCUCAUCUAAAACGGCUGAUUCAUGUAUUAAAUGUGAAGAUAAACUCAGCUUUAAUUCUUUAAAUUUAUGCGUGGAAUGCAAAAUUAGUAAUGGGUUCUACAUAAAUGCAAGCAAUCACUGCCUCCCAUGUUCAAAUAAUUGUUUAGAAUGUAUUGAUAAUACUCAAUGUACAAAAUGCUCAGAUACUUUCUUUUUGAGAAAAGAUAAAACUUGUGGGUUAUGUGAUGCAAAAUAAUUCUAUGAUAGCAGUAAUAAUUGUUAAGACUGCCACUCAGAUUGCUCCGUCUGCACAGGUCCAGACUAAAAUCAAUGCACUAAAUGUGAAAAUGCAUCUCAUUAUAUUCGCUUGGAUUCUAGUAUAUGUGGAGAAUGUGAUAAGAAUUAAUAUGUAGAUUAUGGUACUAAUAAAUGUUAAUCAUGUCAUUUAGAUUGCGCUACUUGUAAUGGACCUUCAGCAACACAAUGUUUAACUUGCUCUGAUUCUUCUGCAUUUAUCUGUAAGCAAUCAGAUUUAGAAUCACUUAAUACUAAAUUCUCAACUACAAAAACUUGUGAAAAAACAUGCUUAAAAUGCCAUAGUGAUUGUUCAACUUGCUUUGGAGAAACAAAGCAAAGUUGCUUAACCUGCUCAGAUAGUCUAGCAACCGUAUAAAAAGAUUUCUCAUGUUCAAGAUGUCCAGAGAGAUAGUUCAUGAAUGUUGAUCAGAAAAAAUGUGAGCCUUGCGGUAAAAAUUGUAUUAAUUGCGAUGACUCUAAAAAUUGUACUUUAUGCGAUGAUAGUUAUACUAACGUAGAAGGUAUUUGUAUUUACUGUGCACCAGGAGAAUAUUAUGAUAAAGUUUUAUAAAGAUGCAAUUAAUGCCAUGAAGAUUGUUAAACAUGCUCUGGGGGUUCAAAUAAGGAUUGUAUAGCAUGUAAAAAAUCAAAUUAUUUCUUUGAUUAGAAUAAUUAGUGUGUAAGCAAAUGCGAGUAAGGUUACAUCAAAAAAGAAUAAAUCAAUAAAUGCGUUUAAUGCUAGUAUAAAAUACAAGAUGGUUAAUAAAUUUGUUUACCUGACUGUCCUGAAGGUGAAACUUGCUCAUUAGUUUGUGGAAGCAACUCAAAAAAGAUAUCUGAUAUAUUAUGUGAGUGUAAUGAAGGAUUUGAAUUCUAGUAAAACUCAUUUGAUACUUGUUAAAUUAAAUGUGGAAAGAACUCUAAAUUUAAAGAUUAAAAUAGCUGUGAAUGUAAUCCUCACUAUGUAUUUAGCAAUGCUUUAAAAACUGAUUGUUAAAUAGAUUGUAAUUUGAACUCUGUACGAGUUGAUGAAAAUACUUGUAAAUGCUAAGAAGGAUUUACAUUUAUUCCUUCUUCCUCUAAUUAAUGCCAAAUUGAUUGUGGAUCUCAUGCAAUAAGAAAAGAUGCAAAUACUUGCGAAUGUGAGAGUCCUAGCUAUGAAUUUUCAGUCCCAUCUAAUAUUAACUGCCAUUUAAUUUGUGGAUUAAAUGCAACUUAAAAAGAUGCUGAUUCUUGUAUUUGUACAAAAGGCUUUAAAUUUAUUGAAGGAUCUAAUACAGCAUGCGAAAUAGAAUGCGGCUAAAAUACAAUUCAUGUUGAUUCUAACACUUGCUAGUGCAAACCUGGUUAUGAAUUCUAAAAAGACUCUCAAACAGAAUGUUAAAUAAUUUGUGGAAAAAAUGCAACUUAAUCUGACUAAAAUACAUGCAAAUGCUUAGAUGGGUAUGAAUUUGAAAAAGGAUCAAACACUCAAUGCCAAAUUAAAUGUGGAUCUCAUGCUAAAUAAAUUGAUCCUGAAAAAUGCGAAUGUGAAAAUGGAUAUUAAUUCAAAGAAAACUCAAAAACUGAAUGUCAAAUAACCUGUGGGGAGAAUGCGAUUAAUGCUGAUUCUGAAAAAUGUAAAUGUAAAAGUGAAGAAUAUAAAUUCGUUGAUGGAUCAAACAAAGAAUGUGAAGUUGUUUGUGGUUUAAAUGCUAAACCAAAAGAUAGAAAUACAUGUUCUUGCAUAGAAAAUUAUGAGCUAAUUCCAGGUUCAAGUGCAAAUUGCUAAUUAAAGUGUGGUGAGAAUUCUAAAAAUGAAAAUCCUAAUAAAUGCUAAUGUAAUCCUGGUUUUAGUUAAGUACAUGGUAGUGAUAUAGACUGUGAGAUAAUUUGUGGAGAAAAUUCUGUUAGAAAGGAUAGAAAUACAUGUUAAUGUUAAGAUGGUUAUUAGUUUUAUUAAGACUCCAAAACAGUUUGCUCAAUAACUUGUGGAGAAAAUGCUGAAAAUGAUGGCAUUAAUAAAUGCAAAUGUAAGGCAGGCUAUGCUAAAGAAUCUGGAAGUGAAAGAGACUGUGAAUUAAUUUGUGGCGAAAACUCAGAGAGAAAUGAUAGAAAUAGCUGUAAAUGUUUAAGUGGUUACCAGUUUUACUAAGAUUCAAAAUCUGUUUGUGCUAUUAAAUGUGGUUAAAAUUCAGAAAAUUCAGGAAUUAACAGCUGUACUUGUAAGUAAGGAUUCUCUUUAAAAGAAAAUUCAAAAGUUGAUUGUGAAAUUAAUUGUGGCUCAAAUGCAGAGAGAGUUGACGAAAAUUCAUGCAAAUGCAAAACAGGAUAUGAAUUUGUAGAGAAUUCAGUGACUUAAUGUUAGAUAAAGUGUGGUAAAAACGCGAAAAACAAAUCUUUUGCUGAAUGUAUGUGCAUUUCUGAUGAAUAUGAAUUUGAAAAUGGUGAUAAAAACUCAUGCUAAAUCAGCUGCAAAGAAAAUUCCACUAAAUAGGAUAUAGAUACCUGCAAAUGCAAUGAUGGAUAUAGUUUUGUUAAAAAUUCAAAAACUUAAUGUUAACUAGAUUGUGGUGCUCACGCUUCAAACAAAGACUUAAAUAGUUGUUAGUGCAAACAAGAUUUUGAUUUUAUUUCAGGCUCUAAAACUGAAUGCGAAAUUUAAUGCAUUCAAUUUUCAUAAAAGAUAGAUUAAAAUACUUGUUCUUGCUUAGAAGGUUACAAAUUUGUUGAAAACUCUAUUAACAAGUGCGAGCUCUCAUGUGGCAAGUUUGCUAAAAAUUCAGGUCCUGAUAAAUGUGAAUGUGAAUAUGGAUUUAAUUAAAUAUCCAAAACAGAGUGCGAAGUUGCUUGCGAAUAAAACUCAGAGAAAGAGUCUCAGCAUUCAUGUAAAUGUCUAGUAGGUUACGAGUUUACAAAAGAAUCUAAAAGAUCAUGCCAAAUAGUUUGUGGAGCAAACUCAAAAGUUUAAGGAUUAGAUAAAUGCUCUUGUCACAAUAACUUCAAAUUAGUAGAAGGAAGUUUAAUUGAAUGCGAAAUUUCAUGUGGACCAAAUGCUAUCUAGCAAGAUAAAAACUCUUGUAAAUGUAUGGAAGGAUUUGAAUUCGUUGAAGACUCUGUAUUUGAAUGUGUUAAGUCAGUAAAAUCUUCAGUAAGUAUUUCUGAUGUUAAAAACUAUGGCUUUUUCUAUGCAAUCAUGUUCACAACUUUAGCCUAAGGCAUACUCCUGUUUGUUGGUUUCAGACUUGACCAACUUGAUUCUUUUAGAGUAAUCCCUAUGCAAAAGGUAAGCUAUCUACACACAUCUGUUCUUUAGAGAACGUAGAAUAACUUAAAAACUGCUUAGAACUUAGACAAUUCUUAAGUCUAAAAAGUGUAAAAUGAAAGCACUUUAGUCGACAUGAACAGAUAUUAAUAAAAUAAUUAAAGCGUUAUACUUUAAGAUGAUCCGAAUAAUGUGUCAAUAUCAGUUAAUCCUAUAGAAGUCUAAUAAUAAAAUACCUUGAUUAACCCUGUUUAACCUUCGCUCCAAUAAAAAUCAAUAAUAGCUCUUGAAAGCCUUGCUUUAUAAAAUUAGAUCACCAAUUUUGAUUUAACAAAGAAAAAAUAAUAUGAAAGUGUACUUGACGAAAUAAAACCAUAAAAGUUAAGCUAAGCCAAGCAUGAGUAGGCAAUUUAGUAUAACUACAGCUUAGCACAAAAGACAGCUACUAACUUAGAUGAAACUUAAACUAGUUAAAAACAAGAUUCUAAUAAACACUCUUUACUCAAAUCUUUUUGUAUAUAUCAUGAAUUGUUUAGUUUAUGCUAAAAAUCUUACUCCUCAUAAAACAGACCUCUUAAGUGUCUAUUGAUUUGGAUGAAGCAAAUCAUUUAAAUGGCAUUAAUUUGUUCAUUUUCUUAAGCUCAUGUUACAUUCGGAAUAGUUGUAGGUUUAAUGGCAUUUAUAAUUUAGCAGAUAUUAGGUUAAAUUCUCUAAAAGUUAAAUUCUUAUAACAAAUUGAUUUGCAGUACUAUCAAAUACAUUAUUAUUUUUGGUAUAGUUGGAGGAUUGUACUAUGUAAUAAUUAAGUCUAUGGUUGACCAAAUAAAUUCAAAACAAGUUAGCCAAAGCAAUUUAAUUGCUCUAACUUACCUAGUUUGCUUUGCUUUUGAUUAAAUUUUCAUUUAAUCAAUAGUUGUUAUAUUUAAACACUUUAAGAAAUCCUAAUAAAUUUAUAAUCUUUCAUAGUUAAAAUGA